This is a messenger RNA of Cataglyphis hispanica, 3556 nucleotides long. RefSeq names its product organic cation transporter protein-like. Gene Ontology annotation, cellular component: membrane. Gene Ontology annotation, biological process: transmembrane transport. The record is from RefSeq and is a predicted model, not a curated record. Lineage: Eukaryota; Metazoa; Arthropoda; Insecta; Hymenoptera; Formicidae. Gene Ontology annotation, molecular function: transmembrane transporter activity. The transcript has 8 exons. The coding region runs from base 523 to 2493 and encodes 656 amino acids.
UACGGAGGCAACAAAUCGUUCCAGUCGUUGUCUCUCGUCUCAGGAUUAACCCGAUAUUUUUUUCAUUUCUUCGGAUUAGCCUCGAUAUAUUUCGCGCGACAUACUCCCACAAUGUCCGCGGUUGCUUAAAUAAAAAAUUAAUCAAUCGACCAUUCAGCCGAUCCGAUCAACCUUGUCGGUUCAAUUAUUACGGCGAGUGCUCGAAAUAGCGCGCGAGACGAUAACGAUUUGUUUCGUCACGCGAUGAUAGGAAACUUCAACAUGUUUUACGGAACGUAAAAGACUCUCUGCGAGAGUGCACACCGUCAUCGUCGUCGUCGUCGUCGUCGAACGGAAGUUGGAGAGGAGCGCGCCUUUAAAUAAGCUGAGAUCGCGCGCGAACCGAAUCAUCUCGAUCUUGAGACCGCGGCGCAGCAUCUCUGAAGGCUGGAGUCGAGUCGGAAUCGCAGCGGUCGCCGCGUGAAGAAAGUGUUGCCUCCUGUCUUCUCGCGGGGAGCUUCGGAGAUUUCGACCGAUGCCGAUAUGCCGCCACAGGAGAAACUGUCCGCGGCCAACGGCAGGGUCCUCGGGGAUCUCUCCUCGAAGGACACGAGUCCUGAGUCCGGUUUGUCGGCCUCGGCCUCGUCCGAGACCGGAUUUCCGGCCGCGAAGAGUGAUCGCAAGAGCGGCGAUCAGGAGGACGAUCCGGAACAACCCAAGGACCUAGACUUCGACGAUCUCCUGCCGCACGUCGGUGAAUUCGGUACCUAUCAGAGGAUCCUGUUCGUGCUGAUGAUACCGUUUGCCUUCUUCGUUGCCUGGGUGUAUUUCUCGCAGAUAUUUAUCACCCUUGUGCCGGAGAAACACUGGUGUCGCGUGCCCGAAUUGGAAAAUCUCACGAUUGAGGAAAGGAUGGCAUUGGCGAUACCAGUUGACGGGGAUGGUUAUUCCAAGUGCACCAUGUACGAUGUGAAUUAUACAGAGAUAAUCUUAAACGGGAUCAGAGAAGCAGAUCCGAGCUGGCCGACGAAGGGUUGUUCGCACGGUUGGGAGUUCAAUUUUAGCGACAUACCCUACGAAACCGUGGCGACUGAGCUAGGAUGGGUGUGCGAACACAGCGCACUGCCUACAGCCGCUCAGAGCGUCUUCUUCGUCGGCGCGAUCUUCGGUGGUCUUUUAUUCGGAUGGAUCGCCGAUAGAUAUGGUAGAAUACCGGCACUGGUCGGUGCUAAUGUCACCGGAUUUUUAGCAGGAGUCGCGACCGUGCUGGCCGAUAGUUUCUGGAAGUUCGCGCUGUGCCGGUUUUUCGUCGGCUUUGCAUUCGAUAAUUGCUUCACCAUGAUGUACAUAUUAGUGUUGGAAUAUGUAGGACCAAAGUGGCGCACUUUUGUGGCGAACAUGUCGAUAGCUCUCUUCUUCACGUUCGCUGCCUGCAUCUUACCGUGGAUUGCGUAUUUUUUGGCCAACUGGAGGAUGACCUGCAUCGCCAUAUCCGUCCCUCUAGUUCUGGCAGUAGCGGCACCUUGGUUGGUGCCAGAGAGUGCGAGGUGGCUUGUCAGCCAAGGUCAAGUGGAGAAAGCCAUCGAGAUCCUGGGUAAAUUCGAACGCAUGAACGGCACGAAAGUGCCCGACAACGUCUAUCAGCAAUUCCGUGAAACUUGCGCGAGAGUGUGCAAGGAGCAAGAAGCGGACAAAACUUAUUCUGUGGUGGAUUUAUUUAAGAGUCCACGCUUGCGAAACAUUACGAUCCUCCUCAUUCUCAUCUGGAUGGCGAUAUCGCUGGUAUUCGACGGUCACGUUAGAAACGUAAACAAUCUCGGACUCGAUGUCUUUAUGACAUUUACCAUCGCGGCAUUUACCGAAUUACCCGCCGACACGUUCCUCACCCUUGUUCUGGAUCGAUGGGGUAGGCGAUGGCUGGCUUGCGGUACUAUGGUAAUUUCAGGAAUUUUCAGCAUUUGGGCGAGCGCGGUUUCAAACAAUAUUUAUUCGGCCACCUUGGCGAUCGUUGGUAGAUUUUGGGUCAACAUCUCGUAUAACAUCGGUCUUCAGUACGCCGCUGAAGUUUUACCAACAGUUGUAAGGGCGCAAGGAGUUGCCUUGAUCCACAUAAUGGGAUACGUCGCUAGCAUCCUCGCACCCUUUGUCGUUUACUUAGAUAUUGUCUCGUCCAUUCUGCCAUUAUUGGUUUUGGGUAUCAUGGGUAUCCUGGGCGGUCUCCUAACGCUUCUGUUACCGGAAACGUUGGAUAAAGAUCUGCCACAGACGUUACAGGAUGGCGAGGAUUUCGGAAAAGAUCAAAAAAUAUGGGAUAUGCCGUUUCUCUCAAAGAAAAAGCCUGCAGAUGUGGAAGUACCGCCAGUGGCAAUCUUCCGGUCGUUCGAGCGCAGCAGUCUACGAAGUUCGAUGAGAGCAUCCACUCGCGGCGAAACCCUGAGGAGCAGCAUGAUACAAAGAUCGAGUAUAAGAUCCCGGAAAAGCGUAAACGCGGCCACGGAGGCGGAGAGCAAAUGAAUGUCUCGAGGAACGAGAUCCUGAUUUUGGAAAUAUUCCUUCUUUCCAACAUCGUUCCUUCUUUCGACAUUAUGAUAUAUGUGAUAUAUCGGAGCUACCAAAAUCAAAUUAUAUUUGAUGCGCACACUCGUAUACAUUUAUAAUAAACCUGCAAUGGUAUAGCUUUAAAUCGACAGAGAAAGAAAGAAAGAGAAAGAGAGAGAAUAUUGUGGAUUUCUUCCAAUAUAUUCUACUUAAUGAGGAGAAAGGGAGGGCGAAAUAGUAUGUAUUAGUAGAACUAGAAAGAAGUAGAAAUGUCAAUUAGAACUUGACUAAAUUAAGUUCUAAUCGGCCGUUCUACAUAUAUUGCUACUGUGAUUUUAUAUCAUAGGAUCUUUUUAAUUUUCCUCACUGUAUUUUUAAUCUUAUAUGUGCGAAAUCUCUGAAAUUUAAUUCAAAUUUCGAGAAAAUAGAUAGGGAUUAUACGGGCAGCCAUGUAGGCAGUAUUAAUGUAAUUUUAUGAUUUUUUAUUGCAAUAUAUAUUUCUUUAAUAGUUGUAUUUAAUAAUAGGAAGUUAAGUUGCGGUUAAAUUCAAAAGAAUCACACACGUUCCUUUUUGAAAAUAUAUCUUUUGAAGAGAAAAGACAUAUUUUCAGAUACAUUAUUUCAAUCUCGAGGAAUGUAACCGCAUUGAAAAAUAGAUGAGAGAUAAGGGUAACUAUUGAAAGGCAACUACUUGAGAUAAUGUAAAAUUUCUUCUAUACAUUUUACACUCAUCACAUUGACGCGAGUGUAUCUCGUUCACAUACAAUAUGAUAUUGUAAUACAAAUCAAAUUUUUGAACUAGUUUGAGUGAUGUAAUGUGCUGAAUACGAUUGAAGAUUCCGCAUUCCGAAUAACAAAUUUUUAAUAACUUUAUUGUGAUAAUAAGAUAUUAUGUCAACGUUUCUGCCUGUAAUCAGAAACGUGUGCGCUUGAAAAUAUUUUCCACUAAAAUUCAGAGAAAACUCGAUUUAUGUACAUAUAAUCUUUCAUAAUGUAAAUAAGCUAAAAGAUUAUUAAAAAUUAAUUUGUAUCCCGUUAA